GGCGGUGAUUCCCCCCCCCCCGCUGUCGCAAUGACGGGGAGCAGAUGGGCGUGGCUUCAGUUCUGUCACAAUCUCUUGAGGCAGUCUCCUUCAUAAGGGUGCCUAUCCCGUGGAACGGGAUUGUCGUCCUGUGGUCCUUCUGGCCAGGUUUGAGCACUUCUGCAGCGCAGCCAGCAGUGCCUCUCUUAAACUCGGUGGUGGAUUGCUACUGGUUCACACCGGUUCGGGUGAACCAUAUCAGCAGCAGAGGGAGUCUCCGCCCAUCCACACGGACAUCAUCAAAUACGAUUUGCGCAUACGCAGAAGCUUCAUGCACAAGCGAAUCGGUAGCAAAGGAGAAUUCUGACCUUGAAGACUGACAUUUCUUGGAUGUUCUUGGACAUCAAUAGAGAGGACUGCAGUGAAAAGUGGUAUUGGCUGAAUUUAUUUGCUUGCUCAGAAAUAAAGAGACAUCAAAGGAACUGCAUUACCAACUGGUGUAAAUGACUGCUGUGGCCUCAAAGACCAAGAGAACCUGCUCAGUCAGCUGAAGCCCCCUGUGGACAGCUGUCUCUCCCUCGCUCUCAGCUGAUGGAAACUGCUAGUAACCAUUGAAUGGGGGAGAGUGAAGUAAAACCACAGGACCAGCAGCUGCAGCUCCAGUGGUGGCAGCAGCAGCAACAGCAGCAGCAGCAGCAGCAAGCAAGAGCUCUAUUGUUCCCAAGUAUUAAACAGUUUUCUUCCUUUCCAACUGAAAUGCACAAUAGCUGGAAAGCCAUUUCCAGUCUCCCUGCCCUCUGAAGAAAUCCUGACCAGAGGGGCGGGUGGGAGAAACCCUUCAGGCAAGGGUUCUCCAUUGUGCUGCUGGUUUGAAGAGUGAGCAGGCUCCUGGCAGGCAUGGAGAUGGCAGAACAAUAUAUAGCUUUCCUUGGUGGUGUGGUGGUCUCGGCUCACUCAAGCAAGUGCCUGGAGGUCCUUGCACUUCUCUGGUUUGCGAUCUGGGUCGCUACGGCACAAAGUGAAUUGGAAACUUCAGUGUAUUUGUGGAAGACAGGUCCAUGGGGCAGGUGUAUGGGAGAUGAGUGUGGCCCAGGAGGUACCCAGACUCGAGCUAUAUGGUGUGCUCAUGUGGAAGGAUGGACUACCCUCUUCACAAAUUGCAAGCAGGCAGAGAGACCUGACAACCAACAGAAUUGCUUCAGAGUUUGUGACUGGCACAAGGAACUGUAUGACUGGCAGCUGGGCAGCUGGAACCAAUGUCAGCCCAUUCUUUCGAAAAGCAUUGAAAAAACAACAGUAUGUGUGAACGGGGAAGAAGGAAUUCAGAGGAGAGAUAUUAUUUGUGUCCAAAAAUCAAAUGGUGUGAUAGUUGAGGACGCCAUAUGUGAAUACUUUGAGCCAAAGCCUCAGCUAGAACAGGGAUGCCUCAUCCCUUGCCAGCAGGACUGCAUUGUAUCUGAUUUCUCACCCUGGACAGAGUGUUCUAAGAGCUGCGGCAAAGGGCUCUCCUAUCGUUUUCGCCAUAUUGUAGCUCCCCCUCGUUAUGGGGGUUCCGCCUGCCCCAAUCUGACAGAGUUUCAGGCUUGUAGCUCAGCCCUCUGUGCCACUGAAGAAAACUUGUAUAGUCUGAGUGUGGGGUCCUGGAGUACCUGUUCAAUGCCUCACUUGCGGCAUGUCAGACAGGCAAGGAAACGUGGGAAGAACAAAGAAAAGGAGAAAGAAAAGGAGAAAAACAUUCGGGAUCCAGAAACCCGGGAAUUAAUUAAGAAGAAAAGGAAUCAUAACAGGCAGAACAGACAGGAGAAUAAAUAUUGGGACAUACAAAUUGGAUAUCAGACCCGACAGGUGAUGUGCACACACAGGAAUGGAAAGACGGUUGCUUUAAGUUUUUGUCAACAAGAAAAAUUGCCAAUUACAUUCCAGUCUUGUGUGAUCACAAAGGAAUGCCAGGUGUCAGAAUGGUCUGAAUGGAGCCCAUGUUCCAAAACAUGUUUUGAUAUGACAUCAUCGAAAGGAUAUCGUACAAGAACACGGACAAUCAAGCAAUUUCCUAUUGGCAGUGAAAGUGAGUGUCCAAACCUAGAAGAAACAGAGCAGUGUGUAACUCAAGGAGAUGGAGUGACUGCUUGUAUCACAUAUGGCUGGAGAACCACAGAAUGGACAGAAUGUCGCAUUGACCCUUUACUUAGCCAGCAGGAUAAGCGACGAGGAAACCAAACAUCUCUUUGUGGAGGUGGGAUUCAGACUCGGGAGAUGUACUGUGUGCAAGCAAAUGAAAAUCUCCUCUCUUAUUUAAAUACACUCAAGGAAAAAAAAGAAAGUCAGUCCCAGAGAACAUCAAAAACUAGUGCUGCUCCUCUUCUAUCUAUCACUUUUGAAAUAACAGCUUCUAAACCUGUGGAUUGGAAACUGUGUACAGGCCCUACUCCCAGCACUACCCAACUGUGCCACAUCCCAUGUCCUAUAGAGUGUGAGGUAUCAGCUUGGUCAGCAUGGGGGCUAUGUACCUUUGAAAACUGUGAGGACCAGCAAGCCAAAAAGGGUUUUAAAUUAAGAAAACGUCGCAUCAAAAAUGAACCCACAGGAGGCACUGGUAACUGUCCCCAUUUGAUUGAAGCGAUCCCAUGUGAAGAGCCUUCUUGCUAUGAAUGGAAAAUAGUGAGCCUGGAUGAGUGCAUUCCAGAUAAUGAGAAAGAUUGUGGACCUGGUACACAAGUGCCUCAAGUAGUCUGCAUAAGCAGUGAUGGAGAAGAAUUUGAUAGACAGCUCUGCAGAGAUGCUAUCUAUCCCGUCCCCAUUGUCUGUGAAAUUCCAUGCCCCAAGGACUGUGUUCUCAGCACAUGGUCUGGAUGGUCCUCCUGCUCUCACACCUGCUCAGGGAAAACCACAGAAGGGAAACAGAUGCGCACCCGCUCCAUCCUGGCAUAUGCAGGUGAAGGUGGUCUUCAGUGCCCAAACAGCAGCAUGCUACAGGAAACACGCAACUGCAAUGAUCAUCCUUGUACAGUUUAUCACUGGCAGACUGGACAGUGGGGUCAAUGCAUAGAAGAUACUUCUGUGUCUGCAUUCAACUCUUCUGCUGGUUGGAAUGGAGAAGCUACCUGUGCUGUUGGAAUGCAAACAAGGAAAGUCAUCUGUGUGAGACUCAACAUGGGACAAGUACCACCCAAAAAGUGUCCCGAAAACCUUCGUCCUGAAACUGUUAGACCUUGUUUAUUGCCCUGCAGGAAAGACUGCAUUGUGACUCCUUACAGUGAUUGGACACUGUGUCCUUCUUCAUGUCGAGAAGGGUCAGUUGUUACUGUGACAAAACAAUCUCGACAUCGAGUCAUCUUGCAGCUCCCUGCAAAUGGGGGUCGUGACUGCCCAGAGACCUUAUAUGAAGAAAAAGACUGUGAUCCUCCUCCUGUCUGCGUGUUUUAUAGAUGGAAGACACACAAAUGGCGUCGGUGCCAACUUGUACCAUGGUAUGUUCGGCAAGACAGCCCAGGUGCCCAGGAGACAUGUGGUCCAGGUCUACAAGCAAGAGCUAUUACAUGUCGCAAACAAGAUGGCAGCCAGGCUGAUAUUGGUGAAUGCCUCAAAUAUGCAGGGCCUUUACCACCCUUAACCCAACUCUGCCAAAUUCCUUGCCAAGAUGACUGCCUGUUCACAACCUGGUCAAAAUUUUCUGCCUGCGGUGUGGACUGUGGAUCAGUUAGAACAAGGAAGCGCUUACUAAUUGGGAAAAGUAAGAAGAAAGAGAAAUGUAAGAAUCCUCAACUGUAUCCACUCAUUGAGACCCAAUUCUGCCAGUGUGACAAAUACAAUGCCCAACCAGUUGGGAACUGGUCAGACUGUAUAUUACCUGAAGGCAAAAUAGACAUACUUAUGGGAAUGAAAGUUCAAGGAGACAUCAAAGAGUGUGGACAAGGCUACCGUUAUCAAGCCAUGGCUUGUUAUGAUCAAAGCAGUAGACUUGUUGAAACAUCCCGAUGCAACAGUCAUGGCUAUAUUGAGGAGGCUUGCAUCAUUCCAUGUCCAUCAGACUGCAAACUCAGUGAGUGGUCCAAUUGGUCUCGCUGUAGCAAAUCGUGUGGGAGUGGAGUGAAAGUCAGGUCUAAAUGGCUCCGGGAGAAGCCUUACAAUGGUGGAAGGCCAUGUCCUAAAUUGGAUCAUGUGAAUCAGGUUUACGAAGUGGUCCCUUGCCAUAGUGACUGUGGUCAGUAUAUAGGAGUCACUGAACCCUGGAGUGUCUGCAAAGUGACUAAUGUGGACUUAAAGGAGAAUUGUGGAGUGGGUGUACAAACCAGAAAAGUGAGAUGCAUGCAAAACACUGUAGAUGGUCCUUCAGACAUUGUAGAAGACUAUCUGUGUGAUCAAGAAGAGAUGCCAAUUGGUGCUAGAAAAUGCAUACUGCCAUGUCCAGAAGACUGUGUCAUAUCUGAGUGGGGCCAAUGGUCUAGGUGUUCUUUGCCCUGUAAUGGCAGCAGUGUGAGGGAACACUCAGCAAAGAUCUUAAGGCUGCCUCAGGAAGGAAAGACCUGUCCUUCUACAGUUGAGACAGAGCCUUGUCAUCUGAACAAAAACUGCUAUCAUUAUGAUUAUAAUGUGACAGACUGGAGCACAUGCCAGCUAAGUGAGAAAGCUGUUUGUGGCAUUGGGAUCAAAACAAGAAUGCUUGAUUGUGUUCGCAGCGAUGGCAAGUCAGUGGACCUGUUGUACUGUGACAAGCUUGGUCUGGAAAAAACUUGGAAUAUGAACACCUCCUGCAUGGUGGAAUGUCCUGUAAACUGUCAACUCUCAGACUGGUCUCCAUGGUCUGAAUGCUCACAGGCUUGUGGCCUAACUGGAAGGAUGACACGAAAGAGAACUGUUAUUCAACCUUUCCAAGGUGAUGGCAGACCUUGUCCUUCACAAAUGGAGCAGUUCAAACCUUGCCCAGUAAAGCCUUGUUAUCGAUGGCAAUACAGUUCAUGGGAAGAAUGUAAAGUUGAGGAUGCCCAGUGUGGGGAAGGGACAAGAAUUAGAAAUAUAUUCUGUGUGGUCUAUGAUGGAUCUAGUGAUGACAUUGGCAAAAAAGUUGAAGAAGAAUAUUGUGGGGAAAUUGAACCUAUGGUUGAUGGCAAUAAGAAAAUUGUACUUGAAGAAGCUUGUACUGUGCCUUGUCCAGGUGACUGUUACUUAAAGGAGUGGUCACAGUGGAGCAUUUGUCAGCUGACCUGUAUCAAUGGGGAAGAUCUUGGUUUUGGAGGAAUACAGGUUCGAUCACGAGCAGUGAUUGUUCAAGAUGUAGAAAAUCAGCACCUUUGUCCAAACCAAGCUUUGGAGACAAGACAAUGUAAUGAUGGCCAUUGCUAUGAAUACAAUUGGAUGGCCAGCCCAUGGAAGGGAUCAUCUCGGACUGUAUGGUGCCAAAGAUCAGAUGGUUUAAAUGUUACAGGAGGUUGCUUAAUGAUGCACCAACCAGAUGUGGACAGGUCAUGUAAGCCAGAAUGCAGCCAGUCCCAUUCUUACUGUAGUGAGACCAGAAUGUGUGUUUGUGAAGAAGGAUAUACUGAAGUAAUGUCUUCUAAUGGCACACUUGAGCAGUGCACUCGCAUCCCGGUGGUAGUUAUCCCCACAGUGGAUCAUAAAGAAGAUGUGAAAACUAGUCGAGCUGUAAACCCCACACAGACACCUAUCACCACACCAGGACGAGGAAGAACUUGGUUCCUCCAACCUUUUGCCCCAGAUGGGAAGCUGAAGACCUGGGUUUAUGGUGUAGCUGCUGGUGCAUUUGUUUUGCUCAUCUUUGUAAUAUCUAUGAUCUAUCUAGCCUGUAAAAAGCCAAAGAAGCCACAGCGGAGACAGAAUAACCGUCUGAAACCUUUAACCCUGGCUUAUGACGGAGAUGCGGACAUGUAAAAUAAUUGCUUCCCAUUCUUUAAACUUUUGAAACAGUAGUAUUGAAAAACAGCAUGCACAUUGUGGACAUUACCAAACAGAUGUUACACAAGACAAAGGGGAAAAAAGAUAAGAUGGAUGGCAAUGGAUGUUCUAAGAAGGAAUCUUUGUCCGUGACCACCAAUUGGUACAGCAAAUUCCAGUGGCCAUUUUCAGUUGUAAGCACAUCAGCUGAGCAUCUUUAUGCAGUGCUCUUUGAAACAUACGAACUAUAAAACCACUUGCAUAUUACAUUGAGAUUUGGGAGUGUUGAUACCAGAACAGUCUGCUGCAUUAAUCUAACUUUACUCAGUAAGCAUGGGAGGAUCAUACCAGGUUGUCUAUAAUGCUUUAUAUCCAACAUAUAUAUAUACUCAGUUGCAUCAUAGGUUUAAAAAAUAUCUCAAAUGAUAUACUGGUUUUUUAAAAAAACAACUUAGUGUUUAGCAUCUUGUAAACUUUAACUGAGAAUAACAAACCAUUGAACAAGUUUUGGCAUUUUUGGACAACAGUAGGCAGAUUUCUGAACUAGCUUUUCAAAGAGGUAAAGAUUUGCAAAAUUCUUGUCUUGUUACCAGUCCCAGGUACUAAUGCACUACUACCACACAUAUUUAUCAAGGAGUUAAGAAUCUUCAGGUUCAAAGUUUUAUACAAGUUGUCUGAACAUUUAAUAUCUAUGUGUAAUACUUUUUACUUUCUCUAACUCUCAAACUGUUGCCUGGAACUUUUUUGCUACAGAUAAGGCAAUUUUUUUUGCACUAUAUUAGUGCCGCAUGAUAUGCACUUAUUAAUGAGUAUUGCCAUAGAAACUGUCUCUUUUCAGUAAGGGUUAUGGUGAAAAUCCUGCAUCAGACAGACAUUUGUCAAUAAAUUUUUGAUUCCUAAUAAAAGUAGAGAUCAGUUUCCAAAAUGUUACUGGAUAGACCAGCUAACACAAUUACUGUUUAUAUACCGGUCUUGUAAAAGCAGCUGUUUUUUAGUCAAAAUCCUGGAACUAAUGUAAGUGUCUACUUUCAGACUCUAACCAACUUCUGCAGUUAGUAGAUUUUCAAGUUGAUUUCUUAUUUCUUUGAAGGUUGUAAAUGACUAGAUUUUUAUAUUGCUAACUUUAUAAAAAAGAAAAAAAGAAAAAAGUGGUUGUGCGCUAAUCUUGGAAAAAAUACUUAACUAAACAGUGUCCCAAUAUGUUCAGUGGAAGGAAUAUGAAUUUACUACUUAUUUUUCUCCUGCUAAUGGAAAGUAUUUCAUUGAUGAAAGAUUAAUUGUCCGGUUCUUCCUAUUUGGGAUAAUCUGAUAUAAUCUUGAGUUUGAUUUUUUUUUCUUUUCUUUCUUUUUGGUGGGGACUUUUUUUCAGGACAAUGGCUAAUAUAGAUUAUUUUUAAAAAUAUAUUCUGAUUCAUCAUUGUCAGAUACCUAAUUUAAGAUGGGAACUGUAAUGUGUUCAUGGAGCUUUCUCACUUGAAAUGCCUCUGUAGUCAUUUUAAGAGGUAGACAUGAUAUUUUCACCAUUCUGUUGAAUUGAAUGAUCAUGGUACAUAACAACAAACAAGCUUUUGUUCCAAUGUGCAACUUUUUAUGUAAUCAUUCUGGUUAAUAGCUGCUUCAUUUCUUUUAUACGCUUCCAUCCUGAGGUUUAUAUUAAAAUAUGAAUCCAAUUUUAUUGCUAUUCAGAACCAUUUAACAUUUUCAAAAAAGAAUGCCUUUCAAAUAAUAUCCAUUUAAGAUCGUGUGUAUAUCUAUAUAUCUCUAGUUAUGAACAGAUAAAUAAGCAAUAUAAAAUCAACUUUAUCAGACUCCUGUUACACACAAUAUUAUUAGUUCUGACAUCUCAGGUCUAUGUCAAUAAGUAAAUCUUCCUAAUAUGUGUAUUAUGCCUGGAGCAUUACGUAGUGAUUAAUUAAAUCAGGCAAUGAGUGGCCUAUAGCUCCCUCUUCCGACCCUUGCCAGGCUUCCUGACUCUGCAGGCUUUUUAAAAACACAUUUUUUGUAAAAAGAAAAGAAAAAAGAAAAGAAAAGAAAAGAAAAGAAAAGAAAAAUGAAAACAGUACAUGGGAAACUGGCCCCUGAAUUGUGAAGCACCUGGGGUUAUCUGUAGUAGCGUAUCAAAAUCUGCAGGAUGAUAGAUGUGGUUUUGUGAUUAAAGCCCUAUUCUUUUAUACAUAAUAUUUGACUUAUUCAUUUAACAACAGUUUGAAAUUACAAUAGCCUCCGAAAAAGUGAGUCAUCUAAUUUAGACAGACACACCACUCCUGUGGUUAUAUGAUCACAAUUUUGCCAUUUGUCAACCAACUCACCUAUACCACAGUUGUGGUGUUUUGCAGUCACCGGACUGCCUUGCCACCCUGACAGCAUUCCUAUCCAGCUUCCAAAAAAUUGUAAAAUCCAAAUUCACUUAACAACUAUAUAGUUCACCUAAUAACCAUGUGAAAUUCACUUAAUAACCAUGGUGAUUUGCUUAACUGUGGUGGAAAUAGUUGUAAAAUUUGGUCCGGUCCAGUAGUUGACUUGCUUAAUGGCUGCAUUACUUAGCAACUUAUAUUCCAGUUCCAGUUGUAGCUAUAAAUGAAAGACUUUGAUUGUGGCACUGCACACAACAUGAUGUGAGAACGUCUCUAAAGCAGCAACUUUUAGCCUUAUAGGUUGCAACAACCUCAACAUCUCUAAUGGGAAUGAUCUUGAAGAUUGGGGGGGGGGGAGCCACAGACCAGUAACAAUUGGAUAUAAGGCAUCUGAGCCUGUAGAAGGAAUGUGAGUAUGGCAAACAUCUCAGAAGGGACCCUCUCUAGUUUCUUGGGCUGCAAAGGCAAGGAGAGAGAGAAAUGUACUUUUAGACUUGCAAACCUGAUGUCAUUCUUGCAAGGUAGUCCGAGAGGGGGCACACCCAAUGAACUAAUUAUGCUUUAUUGUAAGUUUACAUUAACAGAAUCUUGUAAGUCCCAAGGUCAUUCCCACAUACCCUUAUCACACUUUAAGGAGGGCUGUUUUACACUUGCAUGUCUGAUGAGCAUCUUGAACUGGCCCAUUAUUAGUACAGCCCGCCUUUACUCAACUAUAAGAUAAAGUAUGAAACAGUUUUCUUAAUUGAUCAGUGGAAGUAAAUUCUUCAGACUUGUGUAACUAUUGUAUAAUGGGAGGUUCUCCAUUCUCCACGAAGACGUAUAUAAAUUAUAUUGUAUCUAAGCUGAAGCAGAAUAUUUUGGUCUCCAGAAAGUUUUGGAUUUUGGAUAUACUUUGCAUCACACUCCUAAUCUACUUUGACAUUCCUUUUUUCAGUCCAGCAUCUGGGAAAAACAUCACUAGCAAUGGAGGUAAGACUAUAGACAUUACUUAUGGUCUCUGGGGCCAACACUAUUUGUGGGAAUUAGGUACCUAUAUCUCCUGCAAAGCCUUCCCUCUGUGAUUUGUAUCUUGGGUAUGGGUUGGUUUAGCCCAUUCUUAAUCUUGAUUCACAUUCUGUUCAUUGAGAAUUCCACCACGCAAUCUAGCCGUAACAUUUUCAAUGUUGAUACAGGUUCAGAAUCUGUCUUCUCUGAUACUGUUUAUGCUAUUUAAAAAGGUGCUCCUAUAUGAAGUGAAUCUGCAGUUAUCAGCAUGAAGGAGGAAUGUUCUAAGCAUCCUUGAGCAACAGCUGUUUGGAAAAUAAAUAAACCAUUCAACCAGUUUACUAAUAAUAACUCUCAAAGAUACUAUCCAAAUAGAACCACCAAACUUGAUUAUAUUCACAGUGUAAUCUUAACAUGGUCAUUUGGAAGCAAGUCAAAUGUGUUCAGUAGAAUUUAGUCUCAAGUAAGGAAUGCAGCCCGGAAAGGUAAGAUGUGCAAAAUGCUUAGAGUUUUCUUUUAAUGUAAAGAAAGAAAAUUAUUUUAAAUCAUCAUUGGGCCAGCGAGAAAGUCAGAAACAUAGCCUGGAUUGUGUUAAAUUUAGCAAACAAAAAAUAGUAUUGAAUCUGUGGUUGCAAAUAUCUGUAUAAGAUGAAGUUGUUUUUAAAAUCUGUUUCUACAAAUCCAGUGCCUAAAUCAGCCACAGCAGUAAAUUGUUAACUUGUAAAAAAUAAUAUUUUCAGUGAUUCUAUAUCUCUAAUCUAUCCUGGAAAUACUGAGUGUGCAUUUUCUUAAUUCUGUUCUGUUUGUAACUUCAGUUUAUAAAUGGUAGUUUUAAAAGAUGAUUACAUUUGCUAGUUCUUCCAACAUUUUCAGUUUUAAAACUCCAUUGUGUUACAUAUGUUUUGAGUAUUUUUCCCCCAAAUGUAAUACUGUAAAAUGAUUAAUUUUAAAUGAUGUAAAGAACAUAGUAAAAGAAAGCUUUGGAAAGAAAAGAAAUAUCUUUUAACUUUUUGUAAAUUGUGCUCACCCAAAGUAAAAAGAAAAAAGAAAAUUCUUUUGCAUAAUGUUCAAUGCAAUCCUGAGUGUUUACUAAGAAAUUAACCCUGUUGCAUUCAGUAGGGUUUAUAUUUCACCUAUAGUAAGUAUGCACUGGAUUGCAACCACAAUUUACUUGAAUUUUCUGCUCUCUUUUCCUUAGAUAAUGAACAUGAAUGAAGGGGAAAUGUUUACUUUUUGUUAAUUUGUAAGCAUUUUCAUUUUUUAAUUAUGUAUUUUUUUUCUUUUUUAAUGGACAAAACAUUUCUAUACAGCUGCAAAUGUGUGUAUAUUGUCACCAAAUUUUAUUCAGUUAAUGUAGAACACGUGAAAAUGUAAAUGUACUUACAUUUUCAAAUGGGAUAUUUGUACAUAACUGAGAUGAUGC
Messenger RNA from Ahaetulla prasina, 10629 nucleotides. RefSeq names its product thrombospondin type 1 domain containing 7A (gene THSD7A). Bases 877 to 5865 code for a protein of 1662 amino acids. Gene Ontology annotation, cellular component: extracellular matrix. Gene Ontology annotation, biological process: cell adhesion. Lineage: Eukaryota; Metazoa; Chordata; Lepidosauria; Squamata; Colubridae. The transcript is spliced from 32 exons. The record is from RefSeq and is a predicted model, not a curated record.